Alternaria rosae is the source of this 1210-nucleotide messenger RNA. RefSeq lists its product as uncharacterized. The record is from RefSeq and is a predicted model, not a curated record. NCBI's taxonomy places the organism in Eukaryota, Fungi, Ascomycota, Dothideomycetes, Pleosporales, Pleosporaceae. Gene Ontology annotation, cellular component: cytoplasm. The coding region runs from base 270 to 1154 and encodes 294 amino acids. The transcript has 2 exons. Gene Ontology annotation, molecular function: oxidoreductase activity, acting on the CH-OH group of donors, NAD or NADP as acceptor.
GUGAACACUGGUAGGUAUAGAUGAUGGAAGCGACAUCGAAUGCUGCCCGGCCAGUCGUCACAUGCAAUACAUCAAAAUGACAAUCGGCAUGCGAAUAACACUUUCGGUUGCGUUCAGGAAUUCUGGCACAACCCCGCAUCCUCUGUAAAGCUUCCUACUGCGGGGAAGCUGGAGAUAAUAUACAAGUCGCAUCCUAGACCAACUCUAGCCCUCAGCUUUCAUUCCACUGCCAAUUCAGCAGUAUUCAUAGAGAUAAGCCAAAUAUCGAGAUGACGAGACAACCCAAAACAGCAUACAUUACAGGCGGCGCAAGCGGCAUAGGCCUUGCCUUAACAACGCACCUCCUAUCCCAAAACUACCGCGUCUUCAUAGCCGACCGCAACACGACCGGCGCGGCGCGACUCGCCUCCCAGCACAACAAGCCCAACAAUACCGUGCUCGGGUACUGUACUUGCGACACCGCGAGUUGGGAAUCCCAAAUCUCCGCCUUUCAGAUGGCACUGAAAGCUCUCGAUGGGAGAAUAUCCUGCAUCUUCCCCAUCGCAGGCAUCGGCGAAAAGAAAUGGCUUCCCUUCCCUUCCGAGAGCAACGACGUAGCCGCCCAUCUAUUCACGAAGCCUGAUCUCUCGGUCCUUGAUGUCGAUCUCAGUGGUGUCCUAUAUACUGUUGCGUUGGCCGUGCAACAUUUCCGGCGUCAGAGUCCCGUUGUCUGGGAAAACAGUUUCGUAGAGCACUCCAUGCGCGGUAAGAUCGGUCUUGUGGCAAGUGUAUGUGGGUUUUACUGCGUACCCAGCCUACCCAUCUACACGGCAGCGAAACACGCGUUAGUUGGGUUGACGCGCUCGUAUGGCGUAUUACUUAAGGAAGAGGGUAUCACGGUUAAUGCCGUGGCUCCGAACGUUGUACGGACAGGGAUUAGUGACGAUGCGUUUUACGAUGCGAUGGAAGAUGAAGGUUUGUUGACGCCGAUGGAUGGGUUGAUGAAGGCUUUUGGUGACAUCUUGGAAGGGGAUAAAAGUGGCCUUGUCUAUGAGUGUGGGACGAAAGGGGAUUGGACGGUUCGAGAGGGUGCGAUGUAUCUGGACGAGGAAAGUGGGAGGUGUUGUGCUUUACUGCAAGAAAGAGCAAAGAAGCUCCAUUAUGGUCCGGGUUGAUGGAGUUGGAUUGUGGGGUUGGAUAGUCUGGGUUAAAUGUUAUGCUCUUUCCGACC